CAAUAAACAGCCGGGUUAGGGAGCAGGUGGGGCCAGGAGCAAGCAGGACAAUGAACAGACGGGAUAAGGGACAGACAGGAUGCCUGCACUCUGUCGGCCCGCAGCUCCCCACAGGAGGGAGCCCGGGAUAGGUCUCUUUCCAAUACCUGCGCAUCCAGUUGUCCUAAUUCCCUCUGCACCCUGCUUCAGGUUCUGGACCAACAUCUCCAGGCUUUUCGGCUGGGAGCAUGUGCCGUACCCGUAACCCUUAUGUAAAAACACUGUUCAGUUACUGGGCCUGGGAAGGUCAUAACCAAACGUUUUACCCAUUUCCCAUCAAAGCGACACCAGCUCUGCUGACCUGGCACAUUUGUGACACCAUCAGCGGCUUCUGCUUCGCCCCCUGGCAAGAAGCCAUCAAGUUGCAUUUCGAGGAUUUAUCCCUGGAAUUUGCAAGCAGCUUGAAAAACCCAACCAAACAAUCCGCUGAGGGUGUGUCGAGGUUUCCUUCACAGCUCUGUCUGCAAACAGAGUAGUUGGAUGCUCCAAGCCCUGUCCAACCUGGCCUUGAGCCCUUCCAGGGAUGGGGCAGCCACGGCUUCCCCGGCCAGCCUGUGCCAGGGCCUCCCCACAGCAGCUGGAGCUGGUUUCUGGGGGAAGAGCAAAAGUUUUGGGCAGCAUUAACUCAGGGAAAGGCAAAGUAAGAAGGAACAGGCUGGCUGUUCCUGAAGAGGCAUCAGGCUCUGGAAUGGCGGCGCAUGGACAUGGUGUUUGCCAGGAUUCCGUGUACCCCAUGGACAAUGCCCCACAGACACGGUGAUUCCCACAAUCCAGCGUUCCCGGAGGACGGUGGCCCAUGGGUAACUUUCCCAGAAUUCAGUGUCACCUGUCCUGGGAAAGGACAGGUGUUCCCCAGGAUGUGGCGGCCCCUGGGAAGGGUGGCUCGUGGACGCGGUGUUUCCUAGGAUUUGGUCUCCUCUGUGGCUGGUGGCCCUCGGGCACAGCGUUCCCUGGGACUUAGUGUCCCCUUGUGAGGGUAGCCCUUGGGGAUUAGGCUGUUCCCGGGAUUAGGCUGUCGCCUAGGCUCAGCGCUCCAAGGGCACGGCGCUUCCCAGGAUUCGGUGUCCCCGGGCGUGGCCGCCACCCAAGGGCGUGGCCGGGGCGUGGCCGCUGCCGGUGCCCCGGAGCCCCGCCCCGGGCGCGGUGCCGCCGCCGCCGCCGCCGCUGCGCUGCCGGUGCCCGGGGAUGUACGCCGGCAGGAAGAGGAAGAAGCCGGUGCCCAAGAGCCCCAAACCACCUCCCCCUGAGGGUGUGAAGUCCAACCCGUCCAAGCGGCACCGGGAGCGGCUGAACCAGGAGCUGAACAAGCUGACGGGGCUGCUGCCCUUCCCCGAGGAUGUGCGCUCCAGGCUGGAUAAACUCUCCAUCCUCCGGCUGGCCGUGGGCUACCUGAAGGUGAAGAGCUACCUGAGGGCUACAGCUCCAAACAUUGGCAACUGCGUGGAUCAGCCCAGACCCCCAGGAGGGGACAGAUGGACGGAGCCGCUGUUUCCUGAGGGAGAGCUGCUGCUCCAGGCACUCAAUGGAUUUGUCAUUGCCGUGACUGGAGAUGGCUACAUCUUCUACAUCUCCCCUACCGUGCAGGACUACUUGGGCUUCCACCAGUCAGAUCUCAUCUACCAGAGCGUGUACGAGCUGAUCCAUGCGGACGACAGGGCCACCUUCCGCUGCCAGCUGCACGGGACCCCAGUGCAUGCUGCUGACACUUUUCCCCCUGAGCAGUCGCUGCUUGCCAGCCGCAGCACUGCAUCCAGCUCCCAGCGCCUCCAUGCUGAGAAGCAAUCCUUUGUGGAGAGGAGCUUCACCUGCCGCUUCCGCUGCCUGCUGGAUAACUCCUCGGGAUUCCGGGCCUUGAAUUUCCAUGGGCGCCUGAAGUUCCUUCUCGGGCAGCAAAAGUCAGCAGCAGACAAGUCCACAGUUGCUCUCUUUGCCAUUGCCACGCUCCUCCACCCUCUCUCCAUCCUGGAACUCCGGACUAAAACGCUGAUCUUCCAGACAAAGCACAAGCUGGACUUCACUCCCAUGGCCUGUGAUUCCCGGGGGAAGGUUGUCCUGGGAUACACAGAGGUGGAGCUGUGCAGGAGGGGGUCUGGAUACCAGUUUGUUCAUGCGGCCGACAUGAUGCACUGCGCAGAGCACCACGUGAGAAUGAUGAAGACGGGGGAAAGUGGGCUGACGGUGUUCCGGCUGCUGACCAAGAGGGGCAGCUGGGUGUGGGUGCAGGCCAACGCACGGCUGGUGUACAAAGGGGACAGGCCCGACUGCAUCAUCGCCCGCCAGCGAGCCCUGUCGAAUGAAGAAGGGGAGGAACAUCUCCAGAAGAGAAACCUGCAGCUGCCUUUCAGCUUUGCCACAGGGGAAGCAGUCUUGUAUGGGAAUGAGCUUCCUGGGUUCUUGGACUCGUUCCAAGCCAAGGAGGAGUUGCAGGUGCAAGCAAACUCCAACUCAGAGCAGCGCUUGGUAGACCCCAACUCUCUCCUUGGGGCCAUGAUGAAGCAGGAUGCAUCCAUAUACAAUUCCCGCGCGGAUAACGUGCCUCAGUUCUCCCUGCCAAGUUUCAUCCCUGAGCCUGAUGGGCUGACCCGGAAUGAGGACGUCAGCAGCGCCAAGGAGGAGAGCGACUCCCUCCUGGUCGUCAUCGAAACCCUCUUUGAGAAGAGUGAGGUGGAUGGAAACGUCUGCCAGAGCCUAAACGUGGGCAGCACAGAGCUGCAGCAGUGGGAGGAGGCUCUGCUCAGCCUGGGGGCAGAGGAGGAGCCACCAGCUCAGGGGCUUGGCCAGAGGCCGGGCCCCAAGGUGACAUCCUGUGUGGAGCAGAUGCUCCUCAGGGAGGGUGCUGGAAAGAGCCUGCACUUCCCACAGUGCCAUGAGGAAAACAGUGCUGUGGCUCACUUCCAGCGCUGCUGGGCAGCUGGUUCAGCAUUCCCAGCACAGCCCCAGGCAGCGGGCACAUGGGGAGGCCAGGGGCCUGUGGGCUCCGUAGCCUCCGUUCCCUCUGAGGGCAGCUUUGCCCAGCCAGAGCAGCAGGUCCCAUUUAACCCAUCCGGGCUGGUGGCAGGGACUGUGCUGGGUGUCCCCAUCUCCAGCAGCAAAUCCUCUGCAGCACUUCAGCUGGCAAACCAAGCGUUUCGGGCAGAAGCCACCCUCUCUGCUCCUGUAGAUGACACUCUUCCUAGUGCUCAGAGCCAGCCUGGGUGCCAGCUGGUGGGCUCAAGCUGCUCACCCCCGUUGCACUCAAACACAUUGGUGACUCUGUGGCACAGUGUCCCCCUCCAGGCAAACCCAGCCAGUUGCCCAUCGGAGGCUUCGCUGGCCAUAGCUCCAGAACAGCUGGAAGCUGCAGGAGCAUACGUGGAGUCCCAGACUCUGACAGGUGGCAGUCCUGAGAAUCCCCCGGGGGCUGGGCUGUGGUUGCCACCCCUCUCCCAAUCUUUUCCUUGCCCUGCCCAGGGCUUGCAUGAGUCCCUCUUCUCUGGGGAUGAGAAACUCUGUGAUGUGGAGGUUGCUCUCCCUGCACCCUUAGGAGCCAGGCAGCUGCCAGGGCAUGGUGGCUUCCCCAAACAGCCCCUGGUAGCCCAUGUAGACCCCAGCUUUUCCUGGGAGGGGGAGCAGACAGUGCUCCAAGAGGACAAGUGGUUCUCACAGCUGUGGCUCCCGCAGGCUGGGGCAGCUCCUCAGAGCAGCCAUGGGGCAGGGCCAGGGCACCACAGCGGGCUCCUGCUGGGCUCCAGCACGGAUCCCAGUGCCCACCAGAUGGACUGCAUUGUGCUGUCCGAGUGCCAGUAUGGAAACAGCCAUUUUAGGCAUGAGAGCAACUUCCUGAGGGAUGCUGCUAAAACACCCCUUCCCAAACAGCCGAGUGCUUCGCCUUGCCCCGCCGAGAACCACCCUGGAGCACCCUGCUCCUCACCGGGCUCGGUUUCAAGGUGCUCAGCAGCUCUCCCUGUGAAGGUGAGUGCAGGAGCCCCCCCGUGCUCCGGGCAGGGCCCUGGCUGCCCAUCAGUUCCCUUCUCAGCUGGGCAGCCCCUCUGUGCCUGUGAGAUCCAGCUCAAGGUGAGGUGUGAGGGCUGCAGGACCUAAGGGGUGGCCGGCUCCUGUGGAGGGAGCAAGGGGUCUGCCAGGGGUGCAGCCACACCAUCCUUCGUAGGCAGCCUGGUUUGGACCUCACUGUGAACCAGGAGCGCUGUCUUAGAAAGCCACCGGCAGCUGUGAGCUCUUCUCGUCCCUGCCAGUGGUGCCCUGUGCUCCCUGGUCUCUCAGGAUUUUGUCUUCCAGUGCUGUCAGGCAGUCUAAGAUUAAGUGGUUUGGACUUUUUGUUCCAUGAGAAGUCUUUCAGGGAGAUGCAGCUGUGCCACUGGGGAGGCCUUGCGGGCUCCUGGGUUCCGAGGAAAGACAUUGCUUGCUGGCACACCCAUGUGCUUGGGGCAGCCUCUUGCUGAUGGAGCUGCUGCCUCACAGCAGGUAGCACUGAACUGCUGUUUCUCAACAAAACAGCGUGGUCUCCUCAUCUCUUGUGUUGGACCACCCUUGUCAUGUUGCUGUUUAGUCCCCUGCAUCAUCUCUGCCAGCCUGAGGCUCUUUUCCUCCUGUGCUCUCCAUCUCCUCCAGAGACCAUCCAAAUCCUUUGGAAAAGAUGUUACCAAGCACUUCAAGAAGCUCAGAGCAUUGAAGGGUCUCAGUGGGAGGUGAAGUUGGUGGGAUUGGAGGCCUCUUGGGGAUUUGGGCUCUCCAGCAGCCCCCCAGGGGAAUUUGGGAGAGGUGGGUACCAGGCCAUUGUAACCUUUCUGGGAUGCAGGCUGGGGAAGGUCCAGCCAAGCUGCCCUUGGGUUUGUCACUGUCCUUGUUGUUCUCUUCUCUGCUCCAGAAUGCUGUGGGACAGAGAAGAGUGAAGGUUCCCCCUGUGGUUUUGCCAAAGCAGUGAGAAGAAAAGGCAGGGAGGGAUGCAGUGACCACUGCCUGCCUCUCCACUUCAGACCCAGUUGGUGCCCCUCAAACCAUUUUUCUGCAGCCCAGAACAACCACUUUGUUGAAUUCUCUUCCUUUUCUAUAUAUGUAACCUAAGAUGUGAAUGAAUUGUUUUUUCCCCACCAUGAGAGCAAAGUCUUGCAGAUCCAUCAGGGAAACCCACAAAAAAAGCAAUGACUGGGGAGGGUGGGGAUGAUUUGAGACCACAGUGACUUGCAACAUUGGGUCAGAGAGAUGAGAGUGCUUGGGGACAUUCACAUCUUCCCCUCAUGCACCCAUCACCCUGAGCAUCACAUCUGCCUCCCGCACCAGUGUUAAGCAUUUACGGAUCAAAUUAAACCAGGUAAUUAGUGCAGGGCCAGCAGCAAGCCAACAUGUCCUGGUGGAGAGUGGCCUCAUCUCCCUGGGUCUUUUCCUUCAUGCCCAGCUUUGUCUCCACUCAUGGGGCCUAGGAAAGGUCAAGCUCCUAUCUGCAGGCUGGGAGCAGAGCAAUGCUGAAAUGUGCUGGACCACUCUAAGGUGGCUUCGAGGAGCACCUUGGCUGGGCAAGGAGUUGACUGGCCAUGAUCCAGAUCCAAAAAGCAGCAGGAUGGACUCUUCUCUCUGGCCUCUGUUGUUCUGGCAUCUGUGAGAUGGUGCUUGGGACAUACCAAGGGCUCCCAGUGCUGCAAGACACGGGCCUUGGGGUGGGGGCACUGCUGCUUGGGGCCAUGACAGACUCCCCCCGUGCUCUGUCACUGGUGUCUUAUCUCUGUUCCUCGUGGCUGUACAGAUAAAGUCUGUUCUGCUGGCAGUGUCUCAUUUUCUGCUCUGUGAUUUCUUUGUGCUGCUGGUGGCAGCUGGAAGGUGCUGAAGAGAAAAGAGCUGUCCAGAGCCUCACCCUCGUGUUUGGCGAUGUAUUAAAAGGCAAUUUGCUUUGUGCUGAUGUUUGUUUUGAGCCAAAACCAUGUCUCUCCAUUUCCUCCUUGACUGAACAAGUGCUGGGAAAAGCCUAGCCCUGGUGCUGGGUGUGUGACACUCUUGUUGUCACUGUCCCCAGCUACUGUGGGCAUGCACGGCAGCAGAGGUGUGACAGUGUCCCCCCUUUGCCCCCCCAAACUGCCCUGUGGGGUUGCGGGACUCACAGGCAGCGUUACACUCGGCAUUGAUGCACGUGGUUGUUAAUAUCCGACUAUUAAAAAUGAUUACAGAAAUGCCUCUACCCAAAAUAAGGUGUAAACGACACCACAUGCCAUUGCAAAGAGCAUGGAUUUUUAUUCAACAGCAAACGUGGUGGGGGGAGAGAGAGAGAAAAGACAGCAGGGUGGAGAGAAAGUGACUGCAGACUACAUCCAUCGAGUGGUGAAAUGAGAGUCCAACAAACACCACAUCCAUGGGGUUUAUAUUCUGCUGAGGCUAGGUGGGAACAUCCCCUGUACCUCUCCCGGGGGGGGGGGGGGAGCUUCACACUGGAUAAUACUGUGGAUCGCGGGACACUUGGGGACUCUUUACACCUUCUGAGAUGUUGCAGCUGUCUCCAAGUGAGCGUAGUUGAAUUAAUUAUGGCCCAUCAGUCGAGAUGCGAAUCUUCAGCUUGUGUGUGAGCAUCCCCGGACUUGGAAAAGGAGUUUUCACAGCCGAGCCAUAACGUGAGGGAGAACAUGGGCAUAAUAAAGACUUACUCCACAUCGCAGGAUUUGCCUCUUACCAGCCUCUUCCCUUACCUGCGAGCCUCGGUGUGCGCGCCCUUCUGCACCUGGCAGGCCGCUCCGCGCAUCACUGGCAAAGCACCGGGCGCAUUGUUCGAGCAUCAGCACCCACGGUCCA
Motacilla alba alba is the source of this 6810-nucleotide messenger RNA. Its product is annotated as aryl hydrocarbon receptor-like. The record is from RefSeq and is a predicted model, not a curated record. The transcript has 10 exons. Gene Ontology annotation, biological process: regulation of transcription by RNA polymerase II. Lineage: Eukaryota; Metazoa; Chordata; Aves; Passeriformes; Motacillidae. Gene Ontology annotation, cellular component: aryl hydrocarbon receptor complex; nucleus. The coding region runs from base 1225 to 4119 and encodes 964 amino acids. Gene Ontology annotation, molecular function: protein dimerization activity; transcription cis-regulatory region binding; nuclear receptor activity.